Messenger RNA from Acanthosepion pharaonis, 1773 nucleotides. Lineage: Eukaryota; Metazoa; Mollusca; Cephalopoda; Sepiida; Sepiidae. The record is from the annotation of a GenBank genome assembly.
AUGAAAACAGGUUUUGCAUGUGCUGUGUUUUUUACAGUGAAUUUUUUAUUACCUUCAAACAUUGGUGUACCAGAGAAACCCAAGAAUAUUUCUUGUAAAAUUUUUGACUUUAUUAAGAUGGUGUGCAGCUGGAACCGACUUCAUUCCUCAUCUAGAAGUAAAUGGAGUCUUCGUUAUGGAUAUCGCUGUCAACGGAAAUGCAUAUUUUCUAGGCGUCUGAACUUGAAUCAGAAUCAGGACAACAUUGUGAUCUGGAAUAAAACGAGUGAAUCAGCCUUUAGAAUCUACUGUAAGAAAUGUAUCCAGAUUGUUGGCAGAUAUAAAACUGGAACUAUCAAAUCCGACAUCAUUACAUUUAUGCCUGAACAAAUUGUUGAACUUAGUCCGGUGAAUAUUACAAAAAUCGAAACAACCGAUUCCAAAAUUUACAUUAAAUGGAAACAUCCUCUGAUCCAACGUCCAACGAUUUGUUAUGUAAAAUAUUCCGUUAGCAAUCAGCCAAUCCACAACAAAACGAAACACAGUAAGAGCAACGAUAUUUAUUUAGAUGAAUUAUCUCCUUCAACUAUGUACAUAAUUUGGAUUAAAUGGAAACUAGUAAACUCACCAUAUUGGAGUAAAGAAAAAUGUCUACAUGUGACAACCAAUCAUUCAGCCUUGAAAUCUGGACCUGUCAUUACGCAAGGGAGCUACUUAAGGCAUAGGUGUCUUCACACUAAUGAAGCAUGCCUCUCGAUCUACUGGAAACCAAUCCAAGGGAGUUUGGCAAGGACUAAAUUUUAUGAAAUUUCCUACUGUAUACAUCUGGAAAAUAUCUAUAACAAUACAAAGAUCGUCGAUGAGAAGAAGUGUAGCCUGCAGAUGAAAUAUCCAACACUGCCAAUGAAAUCUGUUUGUAUUCGGGCAAACACAGAUAUAGGCUAUUCACCUUACUCGGCCUUCAUUUUCAAUCAAGAUGAAUCAUCACCUCCAACAGUUAAAAAUGUGACAGUCAAAGAGACAAGUGAUCCGCAAAUGUUGAUGGUCAGCUGGUCCUAUAAUCCAAGUGACAAAAGCAAAGUAAAAAUCACGAAUGUUACGAUUUUCUGGUGUCAUGGAAAGAAACUUUUUACUGAUGUGUUAGUAGUCAGCUGUGAGGAUCAUAUCGACUGGAUUACCGUUGUAGCCAAUGAAAGUUAUCAGCUCCAACUGACCAAGGUUGUUGACGUCCAUCAUUUUCAUGUUGCAGUUGUCUUAAAUAACAGAGCCGGUAGCCAAGGAAUGACUUGGUCAGAAUGCAUCUUCACGCAGACUGGUUAUAUAAGUGAUCUGAACAUACCAUUAUUAAUUACAACUUUUCCUGAGAAAAUGUUAGUCCAGUGGUAUCCUGUGAGAUGCAAAGUUACGAUUAUACCUUUGAUGUACCAAAUAGCUUACACAAGACAAAUAGAAAAAAACGAAGAGAACCCUUGCAAAUCAGGUUCUCUUGUAAAUGUUUCAAUUUCUCACACAAGUGUCGAACUGAAAAAUCUGAAAGCAAAUGAAUUCUACUAUAUCUGUAUGAGGAUAAUAACAGUCGUUGGACCGACACCAUUCACAAAACCUAAUCAAAAAAAGACUAAUGUGUUGUUAACAAGAGAAAGAAUUAUUGAAUCAAAAACUGAUUCUGUAUAUAUCACAACCACACAACGUGAAACGGAAACAUUAAAAAAUGAAGAAGGAAUACCUCAAGCUGUAAAAAUUAUUCUUUGUAUUACUGCAGGGAUAUCUUUUGUUAUAAUGGUUAUUUGGUAA